UCCCUCAGUAUAUAUUUUCCUCUAACUAGAUCUAUUUCUUUUUCUCUAUUUUUAAUUAAUCAAACAAGAAAACUUUUUUCCUUGCACAAAUUUUCUUGGUUCUGUUUUGGAUAUAAACAUGGACAGUGGCCCAACUGAGUCAUGCAAACCCUGCAACAACAAUGUUGGGUGUAUUCCUCAAAAUGGUUCAUCCAUCAUUCAUGACUCUCACCCUCCUUCAACCAUUGCCUCCCCUGAUUCCACACUUGGCCGCCACCUUGCUCAUCGCCUUGUUCAGAUUGGCAUUAACGAUGUCUUCACAGUUCCCGGCGAUUUCAACCUUAACCUUCUCGACCUCCUAAUCGCCGAGCCUGGACUUAAGAAUAUCGGUUGCUGCAAUGAGCUCAAUGCAGGUUAUGCUGCGGAUGGCUAUGCCAGAGCUCGUGGUGUUGGUGCUUGUGUUGUCACAUUCACUGUGGGAGGGCUUAGCGUGCUUAAUGCCAUUGCCGGAGCUUACAGUGAGAACCUCCCUGUCAUUUGUAUCGUUGGAGGGCCUAAUACUAAUGAUUAUGGAACUAAUAGAAUUCUCCACCACACCAUUGGAUUGCCGGACUUUAGCCAAGAACUCCGGUGCUUCCAGACUGUGACAUGCUAUCAAGCUGUGGUAAGUCACUUAGAAGAUGCAUGUGAACAAAUUGAUACAGCCAUUUCUACUGCUCUUAAAGAAAGCAAGCCUGUCUAUAUCAGCAUCAGUUGCAACUUAGCCACUAUCCCCCAUCCAUCAUUUAGCAGAGAACCCAUUCCAUUUGCUCUCUCCCCCAGAUUGAGCAACAAGAUGGGUUUGGAAGCUGCUGUGGAAACAACAGUUGCCUUCUUGAGCAAGGCAGUGAAGCCAGUGUUGGUAGGAGGGCCAAAACUCAGAGUAGCGAAGGCCACUAAGGCCUUCGCCGAACUGGCUGAUGCCUGUGGCUAUGCGAUAGCCACCAUGCCAUCAGCAAAAGCGCUGGUACCGGAAAACCACCCCCACUUCAUAGGAACAUAUUGGGGCGCAGUUAGCACUGCCUUCUGCGCCGAGAUUGUGGAAUCAGCAGAUGCAUACUUGUUUGCCGGGCCAAUCUUCAAUGACUAUAGCUCUGUUGGCUAUUCCCUCCUCCUAAAGAAAGACAAGGCCAUCAUAGUGAAUCCAGACCGUGUGGUGGUAGCCAAUGGCCCUGCUUUCGGAUGUAUUCUGAUGAAAGACUUUCUUCAGGCACUUGCAAAGAGGAUCGACCGUAACACAACUUCUUAUGAAAACUACCACAGGAUUUAUGUCCCAAAUGGUGUUCCUCUGAAAUCAGAGCCUAAUGAGCCAUUAAGAGUCAAUGUUAUGUUUAAUCAUAUUCAGAAAAUGCUUUCUGGUGAUACUGCUGUGAUUGCUGAGACUGGAGAUUCUUGGUUUAAUUGCCAGAAGCUAAAGUUACCUGAAGGAUGUGGGUAUGAAUUCCAGAUGCAAUAUGGUUCAAUUGGAUGGUCUGUUGGUGCUACACUUGGUUAUGCUCAGUCUGUACCAAAUAAGAGAGUCAUUGCUUGCAUUGGUGAUGGAAGUUUCCAGGUAACUGCCCAAGAUGUGUCAACAAUGAUAAGAUGUGAGCAAAGGACAAUCAUCUUCCUAAUAAACAAUGGAGGCUACACCAUAGAAGUUGAAAUCCAUGAUGGGCCCUACAAUGUAAUCAAGAACUGGAAUUAUACAGCUCUAGUAGAUGCAAUCCACAAUGGGGAAGGCAAAUGUUGGACCAGCAAGGUUCGGACCGAGGAGGAGCUAAUUGAGGCCAUUGAAACAGCAACAGGAGAGAAGCAAGAUUGUUUAUGCUUCAUAGAAGUGAUUGUUCAUAGGGAUGACACAAGCAAAGAACUGCUUGAAUGGGGUUCCAGAGUCUGUUCUGCCAAUGGUCGCCCACCAAAUCCUCAAUGAAAAUCAUCCUUCAAAUGCUGAAUGUCAUUACCAAAAGAAUUCUAUCUAAACUUAUGAAGCAUUUCUCGUCCUUAUUAAUUCUUAUUAACAUUUUCAGCAAAAUGCAAAAUAAUCAUUUUUCUUUCCACAAAAUGUACUUGAUCAAAAUUUUAAAAAUAAUAAAAAUGAAGUACUAAUAAAUAUAUCCUUUAGUUAA
Molecule: messenger RNA, 2126 nt
Organism: Ziziphus jujuba (common jujube)
Lineage: Eukaryota; Viridiplantae; Streptophyta; Magnoliopsida; Rosales; Rhamnaceae
Product: pyruvate decarboxylase 2
Exons: 6
Coding region: 119-1930 (603 amino acids)
Molecular function (GO): thiamine pyrophosphate binding; carboxy-lyase activity; magnesium ion binding
Source: RefSeq, a predicted model, not a curated record